Messenger RNA from Larimichthys crocea (large yellow croaker), 4258 nucleotides. It is a transcript of the gene mybbp1a, whose product is annotated as MYB binding protein (P160) 1a. The record is from RefSeq and is a predicted model, not a curated record. Gene Ontology annotation, biological process: regulation of DNA-templated transcription. Gene Ontology annotation, molecular function: transcription factor binding; transcription corepressor activity; sequence-specific DNA binding. The transcript is spliced from 27 exons. Lineage: Eukaryota; Metazoa; Chordata; Actinopteri; Sciaenidae. Gene Ontology annotation, cellular component: nucleolus. The coding region runs from base 74 to 3877 and encodes 1267 amino acids.
CAGUAGCUGCGCACUGAGGCACGUUUUCCUCCUGCAGCAGCAGCAUGGACAGCUGCGGAGCUUGUGCGUGGUGAUGGAUGUAGAGAUGGUGGAGCUCUCGGUAAAAGCAGCGGAGCCGGUCCGGCCGGCCGGGAUCCUCCAACAGAACCGCGUCUUUCUCGACUUCUUCUGGGACUUGGCCAAACCGGAUCAGGAGGUCCGACUGAAGGCGAUAGAAGACCUGAUCCAGUACCUGAAAACCAACAACAAGGCGGAUGAGUUGGAGUACACCUUUAAAAGGUUGGUGGAUGGACUGGCUCACACACGAGAGGCUGCAAGACCUGGAUUCAGUCUGGCUCUGGGACAGGUCUUAAGUACGUUUGAAGACGUUUCCUUGCAGAGUAUACUCAACAGAAUCAAAGAAAAACACAAUUUACAGACAGUGAAGAAGAAACUGGUCAGAAAUGCUUUGUUUGGAAACUUGUUUGGCGUCCUCGCCCUUCAUCAGUCCAGCCGCCUCUCCAAAGAGCCACAGGUGGUUUUGGGAUGUGUGCAACUCCUCCAGAGCCUCACCCAGCACAGACAACACCUGAAGGACCUGCCCAAUAAGACGAUGAUGGACAUCCUCAAUGAGAUCCCAGAGGAGGUAUUUGAGGAGGUCCUACUUAGUGCCCUGCAAACUGAUCUGGCAUCAGCCUUCAGUACUCCAGAGCAGCUGCAGCUGCUGCUAGUAGCACUGCAGCGUUUCCCACAAACCCUCAAACCCAAGAAACUCAAGAAGCUGCUGGGCUCCUCGACCAUCAUAAACGCUGAAAACAUCCCAAAGUUGACAGAGGUGAUGAAGAUGGCGGCCCGCUCGGUGAAGAAGGAGUGUGUCCUCCCAGCAGUUGUCCUGGAUCUCCUGAAGCUCUCUCUGAAAGAAGACAGCUUCCAGCUCUUCUGGAAUAACGCCAUCAUCAACGGCAUGUUUAAGGAGCCAUCGGGGCCAACGCAUUACCUGAGCUUCCGUCUCCUGGGCAGUGCCCUGCCUCACCUGUCUAUAGCCCAGCUGAAGGAGGUGUUGUCUGGAGAGGUGAUGAUGCACUACGGGGAACACGUGGUGUCUGCUCAGAAACCUGACCGCUUCAAGCUGGCCCCAGAGAUGGACACCUACGUGUCAAACUUCUUGGAAGGCUGCCAGGACUCGGACAAACAGCUGGCAGUGAUGGUUGCCUUCUCCUCGCUGACCAACCGGGGCUAUCCUGUGGUGCCAUCCGUGUGGAGGGUGGUGCAACACCUUCAGCCUGCAGCUCUGCAGCAGUACGUGGAGUGGCUGAAAAAGAUGUUCCUGCAACCUCAGCUUGACAAGCUGCUGGACUUCAGCACUCGCAAGCAGAAGGACAAUCAAGAUGCACAGGAACAGAAGGAGAACUCCAUAUUUCGCCUGCGGAAGUGGAUUGUUUCUCGGCUAUCCUCAAUCAUUGAUAACUACCAGGUGAAGAGGCAGGAGGAUCUCAUCAUGGAUGUGGCCAGGUUUGUCUUUUUUCAUGCUUUCUUCAAUGCCAAGAAGGCCUCGGCCGACAUACCAGAGACGGGGGUGAAGCUUUCUGUCCCGCUGGAUGAUCGAACCAGAGGAGUGCUUGUCAAUUCAUUCUUUGGACUCCUCCUGUCCAUGCACCACCUGCCUCAGCCUGAGGACUCGGCCGAAGGUGCAGCUGACAACCGAAAGCGGGCACUGGGUGUAACAUCUGAUGGCACCAUGUGGAUCUACCACCUGGUCCAGUACGCCAGUGUCCUACUUAACCAGCCAAAACACGUCCAGAGCAGCCAGCCCUUCAGCCCUGAGCAGAGAGAGGCAUGGGACAGCAUGAUUGAGUCAGUGUCAAACCUGAAGAAGAAAUCUAAGAAAGGCCCAACUGCAGAAAACACUGCGUUCCAGCAGCUCUUCCUGUUGGUCGGCAUGCACCUCUUCAAGGCCCCCGAAGAGCUGCUGGGCAUCAUGAAGGACCUGCAGAGCUGUGUGAACAAAGCUCAGGAGAAGAAGGCCAAGAAGAAAAAGAAACAAGCCAAAGAGCAGGAAGAGGAGCCUGAGUGGGUGGAGGUGAUGGUGGACAUCUUGUUGUCGCUGCUGUCUCAGCCGAGCCGACACAUCAGACAGGUCUGCAAGACGGUCUUCACCUCUAUCUGCCCUCAUGUGACUGCAGCAGCCCUCACCGCCAUCUUAGAUGUCCUGGAUCCAGAGAAGGACGACGAAGACAGUGCUGUGGUCGUCACUGAUGACAACAAAACCCAGAAGAACCCAGAUGAGGAAGAUGAUGAGGAAGAUGACGAGGAGAUGGAGGAUGACGAGUCUGACGGAUCAGGUGAUGACUCUGAUGAGGACGAAGAUGACUCUGAUGAGGAUGAAGCAAUGGAAGAGGAGGGAGUGGAGGAGGGAGACGUGGACCAAAAUUUCCGUUUGGAGCUGAUGAAGGUCCUGCAGCAGCAGAAUGCUCUGGCCACAGAGGAGGAUGGCAGCAGUGAUGAAGAUCUGGAUGAUGAUGCCAUGAUGGAGCUGGAUAAAGGCCUGGCAGCGCUGUUCUCUGAGCAGAAGAAAAAGAACCAGGCCAAGAAGGAUGAAAAGGCAAAAAUACAAAAAGAGAAGGCGCUGGUCCGAGACUUUAAGAUCAAGGUGUUGGACCUGGUUGAGGUGUUCGUGGCCCGGCAGGCCGGCAGUCCACUUGUGCUGGGCUUGGUGGAGCCUCUGCUCACCCUCAUUGACAGAGGAAUGAGCUCCGACACCGACCAGCAGGAGCAGGACUUCCUCCGCCGAGCUGCAGAUAUCUUCAGGAACCAGCUGUGUAGGUCCAAGGUUUACUGCAGGACUGUUGGUGACAGACAGGGGGAGCUCCAUGAUCUGCUGGACAAACUGAUGACUAAAACCCAGAAACUGUCUGACUCCUCAGUCUGCCUCUACUACUUCAGUGCGUCACUGUACGUGGUGAAAGUGCUGCGAGGAGCUCCACCCGCUGAGGCCAAAGACGAGCAGGCGGGCGACAAAGCUGCAGCAAAUGACUUGAAGUACGUCGGCAGCAUGGAUGUGGAUCGGGUCUCGUCCAUCUUCAGAGAGGCUCUGAGCUCCUUCAUGGGCAAGAGAAAGAGCCCUCUGACCGCUCAGAUGUUCACAGACCUGUUCAACAGAUUUCCAAUUUUGUGUGUGAACCUGUUGGAUGCAACAAUGCAGCACAUCACGUCUGGGGUCAGAGUACACCAGCAGGGCCAAGCAUCUGUGCUGAUGUUGCGGGCGAUGCAGUGCAAGGAGGUUCAGCAGCUGCUGAGCGGCGCUCCGUGGACAGAGCUCUGUGGGAAAGUUGCGGCUCAGCUGGCAGUGAGUCUUCAGCAGGUCGGUCCAACUGAGAGCAAGGUGGUGAAGGAGAAGGUGGUGAAAAUCCUGGAGCUCUGUCAGUUCCUGGUCAAGCAGGUUCACCAACAGAAACUUUCUGUAGAUCUGGAGCCACUUCAGAAGGUCCUGCAGUCGCUGUCCAGCGUCAUCACUUUCAAUAAGACUGGCACGCUCGAGGACACCUACUGGGCUGUGGUGAAACACUUUGGAGUCAUAAAACCCAAAGUUGAAAAAAGAAAACCCGACAAGGACGCCGAGCAAGGCCAAGUUUCCAAGAAGAAGAAAGGUUUCCUACCCGAAACAAAGAAACGUAAAAAGCGUACGAAGCCUGUUUUAGAGCCAGCAGGAGAAAACUCGACCUCCACAGGCAAACCAGGAGCAGACAGAGGACAAGCCAAAAAGAAACAUGACAAGAAAGCAAAACAGAAGAGACCGGCCGAUGGUGCCACUGCUUCUCAGCCCAACCCAGCCAAGAAGGGCAAGACACAGUCUGAGAACAAGGCGGCCAAGAAGAAGAAGAAACCCAAGAAGAAGUAGUAGGGAAAAUGUAAAAUGGACACUGCUGUUUAAAUGUUUAUUUCCUUUUAAAGAAGCUGUCUGUUCGUCCGUAACUUUUUUUACUGUCCAUGCAGUUUGUUUCAGACAGUGUUUAUGUUUCAGUAUAAGAUAUUAUUAUACGUACUUAGAAGUGAAUUUACGUAGAUUAUUUUUCUAAUGUUUGACUAAUUAGAGAAAAAUGUCUAUAACAAUAAAUUCAUUUCCCUUCCUGGAAAUCCAUCACAACUGUACUUCUAUCAGCUUUGUUAUUCAACAUUAAUAAGAAACAUUUGUGAAGUGUACAAAAUUGAAAAUAAUCACAAUCUACGAUUUUAGGUGUUUAACAACAGGCCACAAAUAAACAGGUUCAUUUCUUAAAAA